This is a messenger RNA of Piliocolobus tephrosceles (Ugandan red Colobus), 2023 nucleotides long. RefSeq names its product YWHAH antisense RNA 1 (gene YWHAH-AS1). Lineage: Eukaryota; Metazoa; Chordata; Mammalia; Primates; Cercopithecidae. The record is from RefSeq and is a predicted model, not a curated record.
AUGGUUCCCACUGGGUGGGCUGGGGGGGGAGGGGCUGUUGUGCAUGGUCUGGGAAAGCUGGAGAAGGCUGUUCCUUCGCCCCGAGCCUUGGAUUUCUUAUCUGUGAAAUGAGAGGCUACAAUGAUGAAUGGCAAAGUACCUUUUUUUUUCAGCUCUGAGAGCCUAGGAUAUUUCACCAUUGGAAGACCAGCAGACAAUGUCAUGACAACUCAAGAGGAUACAACAGGGUUGCUUCAAAAGACAAGCGUUUGGACCAUGUCAAGACCUGGAGUGAAAAAGGUUUCAGUAUCACCCUGACUUCUUUUGGAAGGAUCCCUUGGCCUCAGGCUGGAGCGGGCACCUGCCCUAGCCCACAGAGCUGGGUUUCUCCCUUUCUUCAACCACACAAGGAGCACCACUAGGCAAAGACCUCAUCACGUUCACAGCCGUCUCCCCAGAGCCUCGCACUGUGCUUGGCAUACAGCAGGUGCCCAGUAAAUACCUGCCAAAUGACUGAAUGCAUCUCGCCAGCCUCAGGAUGCCACCAGGCCCUGAGGGAGCCAGGAAGAUCAGAGGAAAGCUUUUGGAUUCCUGCCACACCUCACAUUAGCAGCAUCUUCUCCGAGUCCUGACAGCCAGCCUCCUGGGACACCAUUUGAGCCAGCUGAAUUCCGGUCACCGCUUCACCUUGGAAAAGCAUCCGCAGCGCUCACCAAGCGGCCCCGUAAUUGACGUCACAGCGGGGCCAGGAGCUGCCCUGUUAAUAUUUAAUGUGGCCUUCACUGCGGCAAAAUGCAGCCUCCAAGAGCUGGAGGGGCCGUGCAGAGUCUCCGUGGGGUUGUGAGGAGGGCACAAAUGGGAAAGGGCUUCAUAAACCAUAAAGCUUCCAACAGAUGAGCAUUCUGUCGACCCAUUUCAGUCCCUGGCUUAACUCAGAAAGAGCUGGGGCUGCACAUGCCUGCAGUGGAACAAGAAGACUGCUGACCGAGCCCAAGCACUAAAUCAAUGGGGGAUUAGAGACUCCUGGGUACAUUUCAUGGAGACAGUGGGAGGGCAGAGCACUGGCGCCAGCCAGACCUGGACUCCACUCCAGGUUUGCCCCCUGCACAGCUGUGUGACUGGGUCAGCAAAUGGACCACUGAGCCUCAGUCCCACUUCUCUCUGAAAUGGGGAUGAUGGUUUCCUUGUAGCACUGCUGUGAGGAUUCAAUAAAACGAGUGAUGCCGAAGACCUAGCUUCACACAUCGCAGGCUGUCAACACAGGCUGAGACCCUUCUCCAAAACCAAGCCUGGGACCUGAGGUUGGAGAGAGAAGAUGCGGGGCCCUUUCAGGCAUUCAUCGGGCAGAGUGAUAGCGGGAGGGAAGAAGGAGCAAGGAGGCACAGGAAGGAUGAUCUGGGAGCCAAGCAUCUCAGGUUUGGACUUUUCACCCCGGUGGGCCCAUGCCAGGAGAGGUAUCAGAGAGAGGAUGGGCGGAGGCCCCCGGAAGCAGAAGCAGAAGGGCCCUCAUGGACAAUCUCUCUGAUCCUCUGGCCCCUUUGGCAGAUGGGCAUCCGGGAGGGAGCAAACCAUGCCAGCGGCUCACACAGCAGAGCUGGGGUCUCACUGGCCUGCAGCCCUCUGGGGCUUCAUUAGCUGGGGUUUAUCCAAGGCCACAUGCCUAGUUGAGGAGGCAGAUGUGUUGGAAGACAUGAUGCAAUGGCCCCAUUCCUGGUGGUGACCUCCACUUCUUUGGCCUGGAUAACAGGAGGAACCUCAUCCCCCGCCCCUUCCUGGUCUCUCUCCAGUCUAUUUUCCCACAAAUCCUGGGAGCUUCCCAAAAUGUAAAUCUGACCUUGCCUCACCCUGCUUAAAACCUUUCCGUGAUCCCACACUUAAGGUCUCCAGAGAAAAUACAGGAGGCUCAGUUAAAACUGAAUUACAAGCUGAGUAUGGUGGCACACACCCAUAGUGCUACUCAGCAGGCUGAGGCAGGAAGAUCGCUUGAGGCCAGGAGUUUGAGGCCAGCCUGGGCAACAUAGUAUAACUCUGUCUUAAAAAAAAA